This is a messenger RNA of Gracilinanus agilis (Agile Gracile Mouse Opossum), 619 nucleotides long. It is a transcript of the gene RAB7B, whose product is annotated as RAB7B, member RAS oncogene family. Gene Ontology annotation, cellular component: phagocytic vesicle; late endosome; lysosome. Gene Ontology annotation, molecular function: GTP binding; GTPase activity. Gene Ontology annotation, biological process: endosome to lysosome transport; phagosome-lysosome fusion. The record is from RefSeq and is a predicted model, not a curated record. The transcript is spliced from 5 exons. NCBI's taxonomy places the organism in Eukaryota, Metazoa, Chordata, Mammalia, Didelphimorphia, Didelphidae. Bases 17 to 619 code for a protein of 200 amino acids.
AUUCCCUGGUUCCUCCAUGAACCCAAGGAAGAAGGUAGAUUUGAAGCUCAUCAUUAUUGGAGCCUUAGGAGUGGGAAAGACCUCCCUCCUGAAUCAAUAUGUACACAAGACUUUCUAUGAGGAUUAUCAGACCACGCUGGGGGCCAGCAUCCUCUCCAAAAUCAUCAUGGUAGACAACACAACCUUGAAGUUACAGAUAUGGGACACAGGAGGUCAAGAGCGGUUCCGGUCCAUGGUAUCCACCUUCUACAAGGGCUCAGAUGGAUGCAUCUUGGCUUUUGAUGUCACUGACCGAGACUCCUUCCACGCCCUGGACACCUGGAGAGGGGACAUUCUCCAGAAGACACUGCAAACAGAGCAAGUCUUCCCCAUCGUGGUGCUGGGGAACAAGAUUGACCUGGAUGCCCGGGAGGUGUCCCAGGAGAAAGCCCUAGACUGGUGCAAAGAGAAGGACAUACCUUACUUUGAAGUCAGUGCAAAGAACAACAUCAACGUGGAACAAGCAUUUGAAUUACUGGCCAGACAGGCACUGAUUCGACAUCGAGGGAUUUUCGAGAAUUAUUUGACUGAUUCUAUCAAGCUUUCACCAUUGGGAGAGCCAAGGAAUAAAUGCUGCUGA